Messenger RNA from Durio zibethinus, 3050 nucleotides. NCBI's taxonomy places the organism in Eukaryota, Viridiplantae, Streptophyta, Magnoliopsida, Malvales, Malvaceae. The record is from RefSeq and is a predicted model, not a curated record.
AAGUCAGAUCUUAUCAACAAAAAGUACAACGUUAAGUUCACGAAAUAUUACAUUAACAAAAGUAAUCGGAUUGCAACCUUAAUGCUAUAAAUGUCAAGUGCCUACUUUCAGGUCCACCAUAGAAAACCAAGCUUUUUUUUUUUUUUUGGGUAACAUAUUGCUUACUAUAUGCUAGCGAAGAAGACCUGAAAUUCAUCACUUUGCAUUCGCAGCAUCUUUCCUAAGUCCUUACUCCGUAAAUCAUGGAAGCUCAAAAUGCUGAGAGCUUUUAUCUCAAGUCUACAAAGCCUGCAUUUCUCUUCAUAUCAUGCUUCCUUCUUUUGGGUUUACUUCCUCUCUCGAAGGCAAAAUUGAUUGAUGAUAAUAUCAAUUUCACUUUCACUUCUUUCGACCCAAAUGGGCAUGAAAUAAUGUAUGAACGUAAUGCAUAUGCGUCCGACAACGUAAUCCAACUCACCAUCAACCAAAAAGACAAGGGUCUCAAUGAUAGUGUUGGUCGAGCCACGUAUUACAAACCACUGCACCUUUGGGACAGUUCAUCCGGGGAUCUCGUACUUGCAGAUUUCAGCACUCAAUUCUCUUUUGCCAUUGAUUCCCUGAAGAACAGUUCAAAGGGUGAUGGGUUGACGUUUUUCCUUGCUCCCAAUGGCUCAAAAAUCCCACCUCAAUCUGAAGGCGGUUCAUUGGGACUUCAAAGUUACGAUCAGAGUGUUCACUCUGAAUUUGUUGCAGUGGAGUUUGAUACGUUUCACAAUACUUGGGAUCCCGUGGCCAGCGAUCACGUGGCCAUUGAUCUCAACUCUGUCAAUACGUCUCCUAGCUUUGCCAAUUGGGGGUGGAGUGAUACUGAAAAUGGGGGAAAAGUUGAUGCUUUCAUCAGUUACAACUCUAGGACAAAAAACCUAAGUGUUUUUUUUCUCGAUGCCGAUGAUUUCACCGGUAAAAAUUCAUCUAGUCUUUCUUGGAUACUGGAUAUUAGCAAAUAUUUACCAGAAUGGGUUAAUUUUGGCUUCUCAGCAAGUACUGGAUCUUUGUUUGAGAUACAUACUAUUUACUCCUGGAAUUUCAGCUCUACCUUACAAGCUGCUGCGAAUACAAGCAACCAGACUAAUCCUCCAACAGCAGCACCUGCAGCAGCAACGAGCCCAGCCCGUCUUCCAGACAACCCCCGAAGGAAGAGCAGGACAUGGCUAUGGGUUGUUCUGGGGGUUGCUGGUGGCAUUUUUGCUCUGCUCCCAGUUUUGGCUUUGCUUUGGUUUUUCUGCUGGAGGAAAAAGUACGAGAGCAAUGAAUGUAAUACUAUGUCUGUUAACGUAGAAAUGGAAAUGGUGACAGCACCUAGGAAGUUUUCCUUCAAGGAAUUGAGAUUUGCAACCAGUAAUUUUGCCGAUGAAGGUCUGCUUGGGGAGGGGGGUUUUGGAAAGGUUUAUUUAGGCUUCUUGAGGGAUAUGAAUUGCAAUAUUGCAGUCAAAAGGAUAACUCCACAAUCUCAACAAGGGGUGAAAGAGUAUGCAUCAGAAAUAAGAACUGUUAGCAGAUUGAGACACAGGAAUUUAGUCCAACUCAUCGGUUGGUGCCAUGACAAUCAGGAGUUACUCAUUGUCUAUGAGUUUCUUCCAAAUAAGAGCCUCGAUUACCACCUAUUUAGAGAACCAUGCUUGUUGACAUGGGAGAAGAGGUAUAAGAUUGCUAUGGGUUUGGCCUCAGCGUUGUUUUAUCUACAGGAAGAAUGUGAGCAAUGUGUGCUGCAUCGAGACAUCAAAUCAAGUAACGUUCUGUUAGAUUUGAGUUUCAAUGCCAAGCUAGGUGACUUUGGCCUGGCUAGGCUUGUUGACCAUGGACAAGGGUCACGAACAACGAUUAUGCUUGGAACUGAUGGCUAUGUAGCACCAGAAUGUCUUGAGACAUACAAAGCCAUUAAGGAAUCGGAUGUAUACAGCUUUGGCAUUGUUGCGUUAGAAAUAGCCUCCGGAAAGCAGGCUAUUUCCACGAUUGAUAAGAAUGGUAAGAAAUUCAAGACUAAACUAGUGGAGUGGGUCUGGGAACUGUAUGGGAGAGAGAGUAUUUUUGAGGCAGCAGACCCACGAUUGUCUGACAAUUAUGACAAGGAACAAAUGGAACGCUUGCUCUUGGUCGGGCUGGCUUGUGCUCAUCCAAACUAUUUUGCCCGCCCAUCAAUAACGCAGGCUGUUGAUAUCCUUGGUUUCAAAGCUCAACUGCCCGUAAUGCCAUUGGAGAUGCCAGUUCCAACAUACAUUGCAGCUCAUCAAGCCAAUAUUGUUGCAUCUUCUGCAUCAAAUUCAUCCCAUAUCAGUGCCUCCAACAGAAGCCAAGCCCAAUUUUCAGGCGCUAGUUCCAGUAGUGAGACCUUGAAGGUUCGAACAAGGACUCCAAUUUCUGAUGCAAAAUGAUCUUUUGCAUAGAUUAUUAGGCACAUUAAGCUGCAAGAUAAAAACCUGUAGCAUUUUCUUUGUGAACUCUGGAUAGUUAAUUAUGUCUAAUUAUUUGUAGUGUUGGCUUAUUCUUUUUCUUUUUGAUGCCUCCUUGCAUCCAAGGUUUCUCCACUUAAUCGUGUAUUGUUCUUUCAUUCUGAUUGGUGCUGAAUUAGAAAUAUGGUGAAUACUCUAUGGAAGAAAAUCAGGAUUUUAAGUUUUUAGUCUUGUUCUUGUGUUUGUUGUGGUCAAGUCGUUAAAUUAUAGGAACAUCCAACUUAAAUUCUUAAAUCUUGGAAAUGUGAAAAUCUCUAAUGUAGCUGAUACGAGAUUUACCGAUGAGUUAACAAAGAUAAAUGAUCUGUGUAGGUACAGCUACAUUCGGAAAAUCAAGCAGGUCAUGAAAGUAAAAAAAAAAUAAUAACAAUAGAAUGGGGUCAUGAUUAUUGGGCAGGUGUCCCUCCAUUACAACUAGGAAGAACGAUCGGGUUAUUCUUCACGCUGGAUGCUAAAGACAACAGCAAAAUCAGAUUUAAGAAUAUCGAGUUCUUGGACUAUUCAUCAAAGAGCCGAGAGACAUAGAGAUCAGUAUAGCCAUUAAAAGAAGAAAUAAAGACA